UUCUAUAGGUAUUUAUGAGCCUCCAUUUAUUGUACUACUGCAGUGAACCAACUUUGGAUGUGAAAAUUGCCUUUUGUCAGGGAUUUGAUAAACAAGUGGAUGUGUCAUAUAUUGCCAAACAUUACAACAUGAGCAAAAGCAAAGUUGACAACCAGUUCUACAGUGUGGAAGUGGGAGACUCAACCUUCACGGUUCUCAAGCGCUACCAGAACCUAAAGCCCAUUGGCUCUGGGGCUCAGGGAAUAGUGUGUGCUGCAUAUGAUGCUGUCCUUGAUAGAAAUGUGGCCAUUAAGAAGCUCAGCAGACCGUUUCAGAACCAAACACACGCCAAGAGAGCUUACCGGGAACUGGUCCUCAUGAAGUGUGUGAACCAUAAAAAUAUUAUUAGUUUAUUAAAUGUCUUCACACCCCAGAAAACGCUGGAGGAAUUCCAAGAUGUUUAUUUAGUAAUGGAACUGAUGGAUGCCAACUUGUGUCAGGUGAUUCAGAUGGAGUUAGACCAUGAGCGAAUGUCUUACCUUCUAUACCAAAUGUUGUGUGGCAUCAAGCACCUUCACUCUGCUGGAAUUAUUCACAGGGAUUUAAAACCAAGUAACAUUGUAGUCAAGUCUGAUUGUACAUUGAAAAUCCUCGACUUCGGACUGGCCAGGACGGCGGGCACAAGCUUCAUGAUGACUCCUUAUGUGGUGACACGUUAUUACAGAGCUCCCGAGGUCAUCCUGGGAAUGGGUUACAAGGAGAACGUGGAUAUAUGGUCUGUGGGAUGCAUUAUGGGAGAAAUGGUUCGCCACAAAAUCCUCUUUCCAGGAAGGGACUAUAUUGACCAGUGGAACAAGGUAAUUGAACAACUAGGAACGCCAUGUCCGGAAUUCAUGAAGAAAUUGCAACCCACAGUAAGAAACUAUGUGGAGAAUCGGCCCAAGUAUGCCGGACUCACCUUCCCCAAGCUCUUUCCAGAUUCCCUCUUCCCAGCGGAUUCUGAGCACAAUAAACUCAAAGCCAGCCAAGCCAGGGACUUGUUGUCAAAGAUGCUAGUGAUUGACCCAGCCAAAAGGAUAUCAGUGGAUGAUGCCUUACAGCAUCCGUACAUCAAUGUCUGGUACGACCCUGCCGAAGUGGAGGCGGUAAGGCAUAGGUUUAUUUUACUUUCCUUCCAUAAACAAAUCAUAGUAACUGGUAUUCGGUGGUGA
Messenger RNA from Hipposideros armiger (great roundleaf bat), 1190 nucleotides. RefSeq names its product mitogen-activated protein kinase 10. Gene Ontology annotation, molecular function: MAP kinase activity; ATP binding. Gene Ontology annotation, biological process: protein phosphorylation. The record is from RefSeq and is a predicted model, not a curated record. NCBI's taxonomy places the organism in Eukaryota, Metazoa, Chordata, Mammalia, Chiroptera, Hipposideridae. The transcript has 9 exons. Bases 15 to 1190 code for a protein of 391 amino acids.